AUGGAACAAAACAUAGAUCCUUCCACAAUAACAGUUGGCUUGUAUACUGCUUCAGAAAAUACAGAUUCAUGUUUGAAACGCCUUGUCACAAAGUCACCAUUAGAGGCAAUGGCACAAAGAUUUGGUCAUGUAGUUCGCGAAUUUCAGAUCAACUUACCGUCUCAGAUAAACAAUAGAUAUGAUAGUUUACAAUAUUCUAGUGAUUUUACCACCUUCCCAGUUAAUCCUAGAACUACUUCCUCUUCGUCACUAAUGUAUCCGUAUUUCACCCCCAUCCCUCAACUACACUACUUCAAUGUUGCUACUACUACUACUACUAAUAAUACUACUACUACUACUACUACUACCACAGUAACAUCAAUAGCAACCAAUACUAUUGUCAGUAACAUUCUACCGGAUCGUACUCCUCACAGUGUUUCUAAACUUCCUCUUCUGUUAUCGAAGUCAUCGUUUGAUUAUUUCCACUCUAAAUUAUGUGAAACAGUUUCAAUAUCGGAAAAUCUGUCUAAGAUUACGUCAUCCGGUGCAUUAAAACAAAGUUGUAGUAGUGAAUUGCAUAACAUGAAUGACAUUGAUACUAUGACUGAAGAUUCCAGUGGUCCUUUUAUAUCAUCACAUGUUUAUACAUUAAAUUCAGUACAACAUUCUUCUCCUGAAAAACAAAACUUUCGAAAUUCAUUAUGCGUUAAAUCAAACCAUUUAAACAGUUUACAUGAAAAUCAGUUCAAUGAAACAAAUAAAUGUGAACUGCACUCAGCCGUAAACGAAGCUACAACUUAUGGUUUAAAUUUAUCAUUUCAAAAUAACAUGACUAAUCGUGAGAGAAUAUACCAUAAUUUUGAAAACUGUCAUCAUAGUUUCUUGAAUGGAACUAAUCACUGUAAUAUGUUGAAUUCUAAUAACUUAUCAAUAUUGGAGUGUAAGAACCACUCAUAUCCCUACAAUUUAAUAAAUUCGAAUCUCUGCCUUUCUAAAUGUGAAUACACUGAGGCAUAUUCAUCACCAAUGUUCAAUAAUUCUUUGGAAUCAUAUAAUUGUCCAGAUCAUUCUGUAAAAUAUCCAACUUCAUCAUCAAAUAUUUAUUUGAACAAAUCAGUACCUAUGUUUUGGUCAAACGAUUGCAAUAAUCCAAAUGUGAAACCCCCAUUUUCCUACAUUACACUGAUUGUUUCUGCAAUGAAUUCAAAAUUAUCAAAAAAGAUUACAUUGAAUGAAAUUUAUGCAUGGAUUAUGCAUACAUUUGCUUAUUAUCGUAAAAAUACAAGAAGAUGGCAAAAUUCCAUAAGACAUGCAUUAUCAUUUAAUGAUUGUUUUAUUAAAGUACCACGUCCAUCUGGUGAAGCUGGUAAAGGUUCUUAUUGGACAGUUCAUCCUUUAGCCAUAGACAUGUUUGAUAAUGGUUCAUCAAUGCGACGCAAUCGUAAAUUUGUUGACGAGAAUCGUUAUCGUCAUAAUCAUAGUCAUGCAACCAUACACAUGAAUGGAAAAAAGUUUGCAUCUGUUAAAAAUUAUGAAAUUAAUUUAUUAAAUCAUGCUCCUCAUUAUCACUAUCAAUCACAAAUAAAUAUGAAUAAAAGUAACAAUGUACAAUGGUCAAUUAUGAUUAAAAAUAAUAAUAAUAAUAAUAAUAAUAAUAAUAAUAAUAAUAAUAAUAAUAAUGAUAAUGAUGUCGAUGAUGAUGAUGAUGAUGAUGAUGAUGAUGAUAAUAUUGACGGUUAUAUGAAUAAGUUUACUGGAAAAGUUAAACAAUCCACUGUAUACAACAACAAUGAUAAUGACAUAAACAGUAAAAAUCAUAAUUAUAAAUAUAACUCUAAAGAUGAUUAUAUAAAAAAAAUAACAAUGUUGAAUCAAAUAAAAUCUCCUUCUACCACUACAGAGAAAUCAUGGAAAACUUUAUCCAUACCAUCAGAUACAUUAAACUGUUUAAAUGAUUGCAUUCAUCAUAUAUAUGGUAGUAAUAAUAAUACUAACAAUAAUAAUGAUAACAAUAAUAAUAACAACAAUUAUAAUAAUUCUAAAUAUCUUCCUCCUCCUCCCUUUCAUCACCAUCAUCGUCACCAGAAGAAUUUAAAUUUGGAUGCUAGUACAUUCCAUGACGAUUAUUCCGUAAACGAUUACAAAUGUGAAAUGAUUUUUUCAACAUCGUCAUCGUUUUCCACUUCAUCUUCCCCUUCUUCUUCAUCAUCGUCGGCAUUUUCUUCUUCUUCCAUUGCUAUCGCUACUCUCUAUUCUUCACCAACUUCAUCAGAAUUAAUCUGUAAUCCAAAUCGAUAUCAUCAUGAUAUCCAAUCACAUAAUACAUUAGAUUAUCAAUAUAUUAAUCAUUAUAAAAAUCAAUUAAAUCCUUGUUUAACUUUAUUAAACAAUUCUUAUCAGAAAUCAAUUAAUUCCUUACAGAAUUUAUUCAAUUCAGAAAAUAUCGAUGAUAAAACUAGUAAUAAUAACAGUAGUGAUGAUAAUAACUGGAAUACAAUUAAUGGCAAUAAUGAAAACAGUAUUGGUACAUAUGAUAAUACCGAUUACGAUGACAAUGAAGGCAAUAUAAUUGAUUCAACGGAUAAUAAUAAAUUAUUAUCACGAAAUACAAUUAAAUGGUAUAAAGAAUUUUCUCUGAAUCAAAUACUUUAA
Messenger RNA from Schistosoma spindalis, 2631 nucleotides. The record is from the annotation of a GenBank genome assembly. NCBI's taxonomy places the organism in Eukaryota, Metazoa, Platyhelminthes, Trematoda, Strigeidida, Schistosomatidae.